AUGAGCUCUAUGAUCUACACCCUGUAUGGGUUUGCGAUAUUCUUCAUAGUUUUCUGGUUGGGAAUGUGGUGCGUCCACAUUUUAGCACUAAUAACCGCGCGUUGCAAGCUGCACCGCAAAACUGCAGUUCCUGCAAGCUACGAAGUUCCUUUGCAAGGAGUUUCAAUCAUAAAACCCUUGAUGGGAGUGGAUUCUAACUUGUACAACAAUUUGGAGACUUUCUUCACGCUGGACUACCCGUUGUAUGAAAUCCUGUUCUGCGUGGAGGACAAGCAGGACCCGGUGCUGAUUCUGAUAAAGAAACUGAUGGACAAGUACCCAACUGUGGACGCAAGAUUGUUCAUGGGUGGCUGCAGAGUUGGGGUCAAUCCUAAGAUCAAUAACAUGUACCCUGCUUAUGAAGCUGCGAAGCAUGAGCUGAUUCUGAUCAGCGAUAGCGGGAUCAGGAUGAAGGAAGACACCUUGCUGGACAUGGUCAGGUGCAUGGGGGACAAUGUAGGCCUGGUGCACCAGCUGCCCUUCACUUAUGAGCAGCGGCAAGGGUUCGCUGCAGCUUAUGAGAAAAUCUACUUUGGAACUGUUCAGUCCAGGAUGUACCUGGCUGCUGAUUUGCUGAACAUCAAUUGCCACACUGGGAUGUCCGCGCUGAUAAGAAAGGCUCCGCUGGAUGAAGUUGGAGGCUUGAAGACUUUCGGGGUGUAUUUAGCGGAGGAUUUCUUCUAUGCUAAGAGUCUAGUAGACCGCGGCUGGAAAAUCACGGUCUGUUCUCAGCCUGCGCUGCAGAACAGCGGACAGUGCGAGCUGCCCUUGUUCCAGGCCAGGUUGAGGCGCUGGGCCAAGCUCAGGGUCGCCAUGCUGCCCACUACUAUUAUCCUAGAGCCGCUCAGUGAGUGCUUCAUCCUUGGGGCUUGUGCUUCUUGGGCCGCCACGGUGCUUUUUGAGUGGGACUCUCUGGUGUUUUAUCUUAUUCAUAUUCUCAUGUGGUUCAUGAUGGACUGGACGUUGUUGUGCGUGGUGCAAAACAGUGCGUUGCCUCUUAAUAAACUUGACUUUUUGUUUGGCUGGAUUAUGAACGAAACUGUCAGGCCGUACUUGUUCCUACAAGCUGUUCUGGAUCCGCUUAUUCAGUGGAGGUCCAGGGUUUAUAAGCUCAAGUGGGGAGGCCUCGCUGAAGAGGUUAAGGCUAAAGUUAAAUAUUAG
Cotesia congregata is the source of this 1200-nucleotide messenger RNA. Lineage: Eukaryota; Metazoa; Arthropoda; Insecta; Hymenoptera; Braconidae. The record is from the annotation of a GenBank genome assembly.